Molecule: messenger RNA, 3556 nt
Organism: Drosophila willistoni
Lineage: Eukaryota; Metazoa; Arthropoda; Insecta; Diptera; Drosophilidae
Product: mitogen-activated protein kinase kinase kinase 7-like
Exons: 5
Coding region: 1006-3387 (793 amino acids)
Biological process (GO): JNK cascade; protein phosphorylation; positive regulation of canonical NF-kappaB signal transduction
Molecular function (GO): MAP kinase kinase kinase activity; magnesium ion binding; ATP binding
Source: RefSeq, a predicted model, not a curated record
GGGUAUUUCUAGCCCGGUGGCGUGAUCGCCAGAUAGCUGUGAAAGAGUUAUAUCCAACAAAAAAUCCCUCAGCAUCAAAGAGAGAAAUUAACCAGCUAUAUCGAAUCCGUCAUAAAAAUAUUGUCAAAUUAUAUGGCGUAUCAGAAUAUAACAGCAAAACUUAUUUACUAUUGGAGUUUAUGGAGGGCGGAUCAAUGCACGAUUUCUUAUAUGGACCCAGAGAGUCAUAUCAAUAUCCGACUGCCCGAGAUUGGGCCAAUCAAAUUGCAAAAGGUCUCGCCUAUCUACACGAUCCGAGUGUUGGUCCAAUUAUACACCGCGAUAUAAAACCUCACAACAUUUUGCUUUCAAAAGAACGUUUAAUCGUCAAAAUUGGUGACUUUGGGAAUGCAAAACCUCUCGAUAAUGCAAUGACGUGUGAAAGUGGAACAGUUAUGUACAUGGCUCCAGAGGUAUACGACAGCCGCAAUUAUACAGAAAAGUGCGAUGUAUAUAGUUUUGGAAUCACUGUGUGGGAGAUGUUGGCAAUGCAACAGCCAUUAAACUGGUAUAAAAAAAAUUUCCCUCUACAAUUGAGUGUCUCCAGAGGUGAACGUCCUUCUUUCGGAGGCCCAAUGAAAAAUUGCCCCAAAUCUAUGAAAGAAUUGAUAGAGAGCUGCUGGGAUCAAAAACCUUCCAACCGUCCAUCGAUGAAAAGUGUAAUAAAAGAAUUAAACGACAUGAUUGAUUCCUCAGGAGAACAUUAACAAAAAGAGGAAUAGUUUUACUUCUUAACGAUUUUUUGAAAAUCUUAAAAAUUUGUGUAAUACUUCAAAAGUUUUUGUAUGCAUAUUUGUACACUGAUUUUAAAUCAGAAAAUUGAUAUAUCUGUUUAUCGAUAAUUCCUUAAAUUUUUCCAUAAAGUGAAUUAGUCACAGUUUAAGUUUGUAGCCCUCGUAUUUGUAAACCACGCCACAAUUUAGCGGCCGGAUAAACUUUAAAUUUGAUUUCACAAUAGUUUUGAAAAUGUUGGUGAAAAUAUUAAUUUUUUGCAUAUCAUAUGGAAUUAUCAUUUGUGAAACGAAUGGUGAACCAGAACCCUAUAUAGACAAUAUCCGAGAUGAUUACUGCAUGGAUUAUUGUGACAAGGAGUGUAAUCCCACCGAGAAUGAAGUCACAUGCACCAAGAUUGGAAACACCAUAAUCACCGACAAAUAUAAGAUCCAACUUUCAGAUAAAUCUAUAACAUUAACUUGGAAAUUAACACCAGUGAAUCUGACAUAUAUCAAGCCACUUAACCUAUCCCAUAACAAAUACAAAGCGUCGAUACUUCUAAUCUUAAGCAAGAGAGAAGUAAUAUAUCCUCGAUCCACUGACUAUAUGAGAGCUCUUAAUAUAAAUAAAGUUGAUCAUUAUGGUGAGAAGACUUCAACAACUUCAAUACAUGAAUAUGAUAUUGAUAUUAUCAACGGACCGUCCAAUGCGAUUAUAAUGGGACAAGAAGAGGGACGUCAUUUAGAAUUUCGCAAUACUUACAUAUCAUUGCAUAUGCCUAAUUUAAAGGGGAUGUUCUUUUUGGGCCCAGGAGCAUUUCGGUUUCAUGACAAUACAUUUGAAAAUAAUACACAGUUGGAAUCCAUUUCGUUUAGUGGAUUAACAUUAGAAAAUCUAAAUGCCAUUACCUUUGAAAACUUGACGAAGAUAAGAGAUAUGCAAUUUUGGGCUAUUACUUGGGAUAACCAGGAAUUUCUAAGUUCCAUGGCUCUACAAAAUAACCUGGAAUUUAUCAUGUUUUCUGUACAUGAUAAAAUUAGCUUGAAAUAUUUUGAAAACUAUCGAAAGCUAAAGAAAAUCUUAAUAGAUCCUGAAACCAUAUUGUACUAUUUCAAACACAUGAUCCGCACCAAUAUUACUGCCUAUCUCUGUGAAUAUAAGGCCGAAACACUUGAAACGCUAUAUUGUCAUUUUAACAUCGGAAUAAAUGGCAAACGUUGUCCCGAGAAAUGCGACUGUAAGGUGGACAAUGACGCACAGACUGUAACUAUUAAUUGCAGCGAACAGGGAUUAUUUGAUGUACCGGAAUUGCCUGUACCAAUAUCAGGCAAAACAAAUUUAUAUUUCCAGGGCAAUGCGUUAAGGAAAUUGCCCAACAAAUAUUUUGAAGGAUACGAUAAUAUACGUCGUCUUCAUGUGUCGUAUAACGAUCUAACAGACUUAACAAUCGAGCAACUGCCAAAAAAUCUCUCACUACUGGAUAUACAAAAUACAAAUAUAACUUCUGUCGAUCCGAAUCUGAUAGAAUAUCUAGAAAGCCGAAAUACCACUUUUUUACAGUCUGGUGUAAAUUGGAUAAUCAAUUGCAAGAAUGAGAAACUAUUAAAUUACCUGUCUAAUCUAAGUAAAACAGAUGGUAUAUGUAAUCAUGCAGAAUACUAUCAUUUAAAAGGGCCCUGUCCAAAGACAUGUAACUGCUGUAUUGAUGAUACCACAGAAUCUCAAUUUGUAAUCAAUUGCACAAGCAGGACUAUAAAUACAUUUCCCUAUCUACCAAAUAAUAUAAUUGGAAACUCAUCACUUUUGCUUGACAAUAACAAUGUCGAAACUCUUCCGAAGCUGCGAAACUCCACUCUGGCGAGACUUAGCCUGAAGAACAACAAUCUCUCUAGUCUUCACAUCGAUCAGCUGCCAUCGAAUAUCACAAUGCUGGACAUUCGACACAAUAAUUUGACGAACCUUGAUGAUCACGUAACCCAAUUUAUAUCUAAUCUACCAGAGUUGCAUUUAUCCGGUAAUCCUUGGCAAUGCAGUUGUAGGUACACCAUGUUCCUUAACUAUCUUAGAAAAGAGAAACCCGAAGAAUAUAAAACAGCAUUAAGACAUUGCAGUGGUCAAGAAUAUUGUCCUGAUCUGUGCACUUGCUGUAAAGACGAAGAGAGCCAAAAUUUAAUAAUCAAUUGUACUGAUAGGGGACUAAGUGAGAUACCAUCAAUACCCACAAGCGAUAAUGUCGUCCUGCUGUUCGAAAAAAAUGUCAUCACUCACCUGAAAGAUCCAAUCAAUGUCAAGGGCUUUGAUCAACUGAAAGAACUUCAUCUUAAAGGCAACUCCACACAAGAGUUUGACUCCGUUUUACCUAACAUAGAAUUACUAGAUAUAAGAGAUAAUGAUUUAACCAAAGUUACAGAAAAUAUUAGUCAAUCCUUAAUCAGCCUAUCCAAAAAAUCAAACCUAUCGUUAUUUUUAUCGGGUAACCCAUGGACUUGCGAUUGCAGUUUCAUACGAUUAACGAAGGCACUUGCUGGUAAUAUCAAGGACCUCCAUCUAACCAAAUGCAACGGUCACAAUUUGCUUGACCAGAUGGGAGAGAACUACCAACAUUCAGACUGCAAUGAAACAAACUUGGAUUAAUUUGUAAUAUAUACUAUAGAUAUUCCCGAAACUGUAUUUCAUACCAAGUCCCUAGUUAAAAAAAAAACAUGUUAUUGCUUCAAGGAAGCAAUUUUGUUGCACCUAAUGACUAAUGAAUAACUUGGACAAUAAUAUUUAAUAAUAAAAAUUUAAUACUUUAUUUUAUAAA